Molecule: messenger RNA, 935 nt
Organism: Cryptomeria japonica (Japanese cedar)
Lineage: Eukaryota; Viridiplantae; Streptophyta; Pinopsida; Cupressales; Cupressaceae
Product: protein RALF-like 33
Exons: 1
Coding region: 180-551 (123 amino acids)
Source: RefSeq, a predicted model, not a curated record
UCCACUUACAAGUUUUACCCAAAUAGGACAUUUCAUUGAAUUGGAAAUCUUCAACGAAUCAUCACUUUCCUUCCUUACAAAUACCAGCCUCCACGCAGAACAGAAGAAAAUCAAUCUCGUUCCUCUUGUCCAGAGAAAAAAUCAAUCUUGUUCGUGUUGAACCAGUCUUUGGCGUGGAGAUGGUCGCGGGUUCGAGACUCUGUGCAGGUGCCCUGCUCCUGUUUCUGGUCUUCCUGGCCGAUGUGGAGGGCUCUUUGGGUUCUACAGGUGCUCUGUGGGGCGAUGGAGAUUUCAUGAAAAUUUCAAAGAAGAAGACUUGUGAUGGGUCGAUCGGGGAGUGUUUUGGAAAGGAAGAAAUGUUGAUGGAUUCAGAAAUUAACAGGAGGAUUCUGGCGACGUCGCAGUACAUAAGCUAUGAAGCGCUGAAAGCGGAUUCUGUGCCCUGCAGUAAGAGUGGGACGUCUUAUUAUAACUGUGGGAGUUCUGGGCAGGCCAAUCCUUACAGCAGGUCUUGUACAGAGAUUACUCGCUGUGCCAGAGAUACUAGCUGAGAGAUUUUCUUCUUUCAUCGUUAUGAUUUUCUGUCUCUCUGUAAGUUUAAUAAAAUCAUGUGGGGAUUGGGGAUUUUCAUUGAUGUUUUCUUUAUGGUUUGUGCUUUAAUUUGUAGGCCUUCUCUUCAAGGGCUUCUCAUUAAUAUGCACUCCUGAAACGUUUCAGUUUCUGUGUAAAUUUGCUGGUGGGAUUUGAUAUAGUUUAAUUGGCAUAGAAAUUCAUGGGUCCAAGUUAUUUUCUUAUUUUAGAAGAUGUCCUCUUGUGAUAUGUCGAGAAUAAUGAGCCAAAUCACAACCAUUGCAAAGUGUUAAGAAUAAAGGGCCUCCAUAUGUAGUUAUUGGCUUUUACUAAAAUCAAGCUUGAUGAGGAGUGCGUUUUGGGUA